CCUGCCCCGACUGAACUACACGUCCCAGAAGGCGCCACGAGCACGCUCACGGCGCUGUCUGGGGCGUGAUGACGAAGGUAGUUGCCAUGGAGUUGCGCGGAGUAACCCUCAGGUAGUGGGACGCUGAGGCCGGAGGGGAACAAUCCCUGAACCCAAUGGAAUGAAUCCCUAAUGGUGGAGUUUCAGGCUUCAGUGACAGGCUGAACCCAGACUCCCAGGGCCCAUGCUUCCACCUGAUGAAUGAUGGCCUGAACUAUGAGCAAACGGGACUAUAUGAACACUUCGGUGCAGGAGCCUCCUCUUGACUACUCCUUCAAAAGCAUCCACGUGAUCCAAGAUCUGGUAAGCGAGGAGCCAAGGACAGGUCUACGACCAGUGAAGCACUCAAAGUCAGGAAAAUCACUGACCCAGUCCCUGUGGCUCAACAACAAUGUCCUCAACGACCUGAAAGACUUCAGCCAGGUGGUUACACAGCUUCUGCAGCACCCAGAGAACCUGGCCUGGAUCGACCUCUCCUUCAAUGACCUGACUUCCAUUGACCCUGUCCUAACAACAUUCUUCAACCUAAGUGUCCUCUACCUUCAUGGCAACAGCAUCCACCGCCUAGGGGAGGUGAACAAGCUAUCUGUCCUCCCUCGUCUCCGGAGCCUGACCCUCCAUGGGAACCCCAUUGAGGAAGAAAAGGGGUAUAGGCAGUAUGUGCUAUGCAACCUGCCCCGCAUCACCACGUUCGACUUCAGUGGAAUCACCAAGGCAGACCGCACCACAGCCGAAGUCUGGAAACGCAUGAACAUCAAGCCCAAGAAGGUCCGGAUCAAGCAGGAUGUACUCUGAAAUUCACAGGACCCCAGCACACCUAAUGCCCUGAGGAUGAUCAGCUUGGUUUGACAAUAAAUGAUUUAAGCUGUUCAGCAAAUUCAA
This is a messenger RNA of Peromyscus maniculatus bairdii (prairie deer mouse), 921 nucleotides long. It is a transcript of the gene Lrrc51, whose product is annotated as leucine rich repeat containing 51. Gene Ontology annotation, molecular function: protein binding. NCBI's taxonomy places the organism in Eukaryota, Metazoa, Chordata, Mammalia, Rodentia, Cricetidae. The record is from RefSeq and is a predicted model, not a curated record.